UGUUCUCUGAAGGAUGUGUUCACUUAUAUUCACAAAAUCAACAGAACAUGUUAUUUGACCAGAGGCACCACGCUACUGCCUGUGACUGCACACUCAUAUAUAACGCUCAUCAAACUCUGUAUAAACAGCUUUGCUGUGUGUGGUCACUCUGCUGUGUGGUUAAUCUCUUGUGACAAAUUUGCCUGAGAUAACAAAUAAAUCAUUUGCGGUUCUGGCAGGCAUUUGACCAACAGAUGAAUUAUAGAUUUCCACUUAGGUGAAACUCAAUCUCUCCACUCCUCUCGCUCUCUUUGCUUUCGUUGACGACCCCAAAACAUUCACUCGCAUGCUUACGCACACACCUGACCCCCCGCAGUGUCCCAGCAUGCAGCAGGAGCUGUGGCUGAGGGCCCAGUCUCAGGUGCUUGCCUCUUUGAAAGCAGCCUGUGCCAUGAGAGCGGCCGCCUCACACCCGCUGCCUACGCCCCCGUCGCCACACGAUCUCAAACGAGCUCUGUCCGGCAGCGAUGGCCCCGGCCAGGCUCACAGCAUUCCCAACUCACCCAGACCAGCACACCUCAGGACCCGCACGUCCAACAACACGUUCAACAACAGCCCUGUGUUUCCACAUAACAGAGAAAAUGCAGACAAGCACAACACAGGUGAGGGUCCCUGGAACCCAAACAACCCAGUGAAGGCUUCUAGAAGCCACCAGGAACUCCACAGAGAGCUGCUGCUGGCCCACAAGAAGGGGCUGGUAGUGUGCUGUAAACCUGAGCUCCAGAUGGUCCUGGAGAGGCGGAAGAGGGAGCAGGCACAGAGAGAGGAGGGUGAGAGGGACAGGAGUCCUCUGGAGCAGGUCCUGCUCAAACGUCAGCAGAAGCACCAGGAGAGGGAGAAGGAACAGGAGGAGAAGAUUCGUGACGAGAUUCAGCUUCUGGAGUUCAUCAGAGUGAGACAGAACUUGAGAAAAGUCCAUUCGGCUCUACACAAGAACAUCAACUCCUGAAGCUCGUCGACAGCAGAAGCUGGCUGUGACUGGACAAACAGAAUGGACAUGCAACAGCCACUUCACACUGGCAGAAGAGGGUGUUUCAUGCUCUGCCUGCCGCUGUAAUUAUUUAGCUGGAAACCUUGUUUGUGGCUUGCAUACGUUUAUCUAUGUGUUAGUCAAUCAGUAUCAGUUUAAAAUACUCCACUACCAUCUGUCAGUCUUUGUGUUGGUAAUAAUAUGAUCAGCUUAAUACAAUAAAGUAGUAUGUCUUAAGUAUG
Messenger RNA from Pygocentrus nattereri (red-bellied piranha), 1251 nucleotides. RefSeq lists its product as uncharacterized. The coding region runs from base 326 to 988 and encodes 220 amino acids. The record is from RefSeq and is a predicted model, not a curated record. The transcript has 4 exons. Lineage: Eukaryota; Metazoa; Chordata; Actinopteri; Characiformes; Serrasalmidae. Gene Ontology annotation, cellular component: synapse; neuron projection; stress fiber. Gene Ontology annotation, biological process: actin filament bundle assembly; regulation of actin cytoskeleton organization; actin filament polymerization.